Pyricularia pennisetigena is the source of this 2403-nucleotide messenger RNA. RefSeq lists its product as uncharacterized. The record is from RefSeq and is a predicted model, not a curated record. Gene Ontology annotation, molecular function: protein binding. Bases 1 to 2403 code for a protein of 800 amino acids. NCBI's taxonomy places the organism in Eukaryota, Fungi, Ascomycota, Sordariomycetes, Magnaporthales, Pyriculariaceae. The transcript has 5 exons.
AUGAAGUUUUUUGGCAAGAAGUCGCUCAAAAAAAACCAACGUCAGGACAGUGGUGAGGACACAGACGAUUUCUCCCACUCGGAGCCUUCCUCGCCCAUCAAAAGCCCCUCUCACAAGUCAUCCUCUCCCACCAAAUCUUCGCCGAUAAAAUCGCCCGUCAAACAUCUGCAUUCCCACAACCCCUCCAAGAUCGACCAGGAAAAUUUGCCUUCGCUUUCACGAGAGCCGAAGCACCCUCGCCUGCCUCGCUCUUUUGGGAGGGACCAAGGGUCGUCGUCGAGGCGCAAGAAGAUUGAUCCAGACACGCACCCUCUGAACCUGCCACCCGAGGAGCGAAAGCGCCUCUCAGAACUCUCAGCCAUGUCAAACCGCGGUGAAUCCAUGGACAUCGACCGGGAGCCCCCGAAUGGGACUCCUGCUUCGCCAAAGGCCCAGUCACCCACGCCGCAGCCUCCUUCCGAUCCACCCGGCCCAGCCGACGCCAACGGAGGUACUGUUCGGCCGAUGAACACAGACUCGGACGUUCCAGUGCCCCCGCCACACAAGUCUCCUCCGGGACCAACCCCCGCCGAGGAGGCCGAGGGCUUCAAAGCAGCCGGGAACAAGCUUUUCAAAGACAAGGAGUACACUCGCGCCAUCGGCGAGUAUACUAAGGCUGUGAACCUGGUUCCGAACUCUGCCAUUUACAGAAGCAACAGAGCUGCCGCGUUCAUGUCCGCUGGCAAAUACGAAGAGGCUUUUGAAGAUUGCAAACGAUCCCUUGAACUCGAUCCUGACAACCCCAAGACCCUGCUCCGGUUGGCCCGUAUUUACACUGGCUUGGGCAAGCCGACUGAGGCCAUUGCAACUUUUGGGCAGAUUCGUCCUUCGCCAUCCACGAAGGACAUGGCCCCAGCCAAGGAGAUGCUGCAACACGUCGAGGCGGCCCAGUCUGCUCUGAAGAGUGGCCAAGCAUCCUUUGUGCUUCGAGCUCUUGACCUGGCCGAGAAGCAUCUGCCAUACGGUGUUCUUAGGCCGAGAAAAUGGCAGCUCAUGCGAGGUGAGGCACUCCUAAAAAUGGGUGAUAUCAACUCAAUCGGGGAUGCUCAGAAUAUUGCCAUGUCUCUCUUGAGAAUCAACAAUCAAGACCCUGAGGCCUUGGUCCUUAGAGGACGUGCUCUUUAUGCGCAAGGGGAGAACGACAAGGCUAUCCAGCAUUUUCGCAAGGCUGUUAGCCUUGACCCUGAUUUCAAGGAUGCAGUCAAAUGGCUGAGAGUUGUUCAGAAGCUUGAUCGGAUGAAGGAGGAGGGUAACGUUGAGUACAAGGCCGGCAAAUGGCAAGCAGCUAUCGAGAAAUACUCGGCUGCUCUACAAGUGGACCCGGAUAACAAGGGCACCAAUUCCAAGAUCCUACAGAAUCGAGCGCUUGCAUACAACAAGCUCAAGCAGUAUGAUCAGGCGAUUGUUGACUGCGAGAAGGCUCUGAAUCUGGACCCCAGCUACACCAAGGCUCGCAAGACCAAGGCUACUGCUCUGGGCUUGGCCGAGAAGUGGGAAGAUGCGGUCAGGGAGUGGAAGAGCCUCGCCGAAUCAGAGCAAGGCGACCGUACGAUUCUUAAAGAGCUCAGGCAUGCUGAGCUUGAGCUCAAGAAGAGCAAGAGGAAGGACUACUACAAGAUUUUGGGAGUAAACAAGGAUGCGGACGACAAGGAGAUCAAGAAGGCCUAUCGCAAGCUGGCCGUCAUCCACCACCCUGAUAAGAACCCGGGCGACGAGGCGGCGGAAGCACGGUUCAAGGAUAUUGGUGAAGCCUACGAAACCUUGAGCGAUCCUCAGAAACGUGAACGUUACGACAGCGGUAUCGAUUUGGAGGACCCCUCGGACAUGUUUGGGGGAGGAGGUCACGGUAUGCACGGCGGCAUCGACCCAGAGAUACUGUUCAGCAUGAUGGGCGGCCAAGGUGGGUUUGGUGGCGGGGGUGGGUUCGGCGGGGGUGGCGGCUUCCAUUCUUUUGGCGGCGCGCGGGUACCCCGGGGGUUUCCAUCACCAAAGGGCGAUGACGACGACGGCCGGGGCAGUUGCACCGGCGAGUCAAAGCCUGACAGUGGUGGGGAUCCGGGACAAUCUCACCAAGACAAUGACCCGGCCCAGAGCGCGCAGUGGUAUGCCGCGGACGACGAGGGGCGAGACGACACCGAUUACGGUGAUAGACGAGAUCGUUACGCAGCAGAGAAAGGCCGAAAGAUGACCUUGGCUCAGUUGCGCAAGUUCUGGCCGUGGCUGGCGGCUGUGGUAGUGCUUCUGCCUUCCACAUUGAGUUUUCCUCUAAUAUUUGCUUGUGGAGUUAUGUACAUUAUCACCAAGGCUGCAAAAAAACCCGCCACGAAGGAUCCGGGGGGCUGGGUAGAGGAUGAUGGCCAUUAG